Cylindrotheca closterium is the source of this 2008-nucleotide messenger RNA. The record is from the annotation of a GenBank genome assembly. NCBI's taxonomy places the organism in Eukaryota, Bacillariophyta, Bacillariophyceae, Bacillariales, Bacillariaceae.
AUGUCUCGCAUCCAACGCUCUCAAAUCCCACGAGAUAUUCAACGAGCGCUCAUUGCCAACUCAGUAUUGGCACACCGCACUCAGUCAGAGGGAGGGACGCACCAUCCAGCUCGCUUCGACACCGAUUCACUGCCAAUCGGCAUCGACAACCGCUGCUCCUUCUGCAUCUCCGACAAGGAAUACCACUUCGAAGAUCUGCGAAAAACACAGCACGUCAUCAAGGGUUUUGGAAAUCGAAAGACCAUUGAUGUCAUGGCUGGAACACUGGUUUGGAAAUGGUUAGAUGAUGACGGAAAGGAACACACAUUCCGAAUCCCAAAUUCAUUCUACGUACCUUCAGGCAAGAUGAGAUUGCUGAGCCCGCAGCAUAUCUCCCAAGUUCUCAAGAAACGAGGCCUUGGACAGUUCUUUGAAACAACAGAAGGCAAGCGCUGUACACUGCAAUGGGGAGACAAGUGUCAGUAUCGAAAAACCAUUGCAGUUGACCCAAAAACAAAUGUUUUUACCUUCAAUUUGGCACCAGGAUAUGACAACUUCUACGCCUAUUGUGCCCAAUGUGCCGAAGCCAACCAGGACGACGACCUCUUUGAAGAGGACCUUGAAGCACCUACAGCAAUGGAGGCAACGAUGGUCAGUGAUGACGAGCAUGACAAUGACAAAAUCACGACACCAACUUCCCAUCGAGAGGGAGAAUCUGAACCAUCGGAAGAUGAUCCCAAACCUCCAAUGCGUGAAACACCAAUGACUUUCGACCUUGAUAUGGACAAGAGCAAAUGUUCAGCACCAAUACACAUUGAGGACAAUGAGGAGGACACUCAAAAACAAAAUCAUGCAGCUGAGUUCCUCAAGUACCACCACAAGUUCAAUCACUGUUCACCAGCCAAGAUCCAAGCAAUGGCAAAGAAAGGUGAGCUCCCAAAAUACUUGGCAACAUGCGACGUACCUGUAUGCAGUGCUUGCCAAUUUGGAAAGGCAACUAGAAGGCCGUGGCGCACCAAGAACAAGAAGAAUGGUCGCAAAGCAAAAACUGCAACAAGACCAGAACAAGUGGUUAGUGUUGACAUGAUGGAAGCAGGAGUACCAGGUUUGAUCCCACAAACAUCUGGAUUUCUUACCAAAGAAAGGUACAGAGUUGCAACCGUUUAUGUUGACCAAUACUCCAACUUCAGCUAUGUGCACUUCCAGAAGAGCACAACCGUUGACGAGACACUGGUAGGCAAGGAAGCAUUUGAGCGACUUGCUGCAACCUACGGGAUCCAAGUCCAACACUACCAUGCAGACAACGGAACGUUUGCCGCCAAGGGGUGGAUUGAUGCGUGUUACCAGAAGAAGCAGUCCAUAAGCUUUGCAGGGGUCAAUGCACAUCAUCAGAACGGAAGAACUGAAGCAAGGAUCAAGCAUAUCCACGACAUGGCACGUACCUCGUUGAUUCAUGCGACAAAGAGAUGGCCCGAGGCGAUCAAUGCUCAUCUAUGGCCCUUUGCAGUCCGCAUGGCAAAUCUCUUGAUCAAUGCAACACCAUGGUUAGCAGAUCUGAAGAAGCGCUCCCCAGAAGAGAUGUUUUCAGGUUCCAAAGUGGAUAAUAAUCCAAAGCAUUGGCACCACUUUGGAUGCCCUGUGUUUGUCUUGGACAAGAAUAUGCAGCAAGGCAGAAGACCUGCAGGAGGCAAAUGGAUGCCAAGGACCCAGGUCGGCAUUUAUUUGGGUCCAUCACCGCAACACUCAAGAAGUAUUGCACUGGUUCUCAACCUCACGACAGGAAGAGUAGGACCAGAAUUCCAUGUAUACAUGGACUCCAAAUUCCACUCCGUGAAAAACUCCACCCGCCAAGAGAGACCCGAAGUCAAAUGGAUGGAAGCGGCCUACUUCGUGGAUGGACAGAAGAAGGGUGAGAAAAGAGGAGGAACUGAUCGCAAUGGUCAGAGGGAGGCAGCCCAGGCUGACACUCCAACGGUUCCACCGCAAGUCGGAUUCAACUUACCUAUUGAAGAAACAAGGAACCGGUCGA